This is a messenger RNA of Trichoplusia ni (cabbage looper), 1610 nucleotides long. RefSeq names its product probable ribonuclease ZC3H12C. Gene Ontology annotation, cellular component: cytoplasmic ribonucleoprotein granule; nucleus. NCBI's taxonomy places the organism in Eukaryota, Metazoa, Arthropoda, Insecta, Lepidoptera, Noctuidae. The record is from RefSeq and is a predicted model, not a curated record. Gene Ontology annotation, molecular function: mRNA binding; metal ion binding; RNA endonuclease activity. Bases 183 to 1610 code for a protein of 475 amino acids. The transcript is spliced from 5 exons.
CAGUGGGCGCACAACCCGGAUCUCGCGGUGCCCCGCUUCCCCUUCACUCAGCGGGCUCGUGCGUGGAGGUGUGCAUGCGCUUGCGCCACAUGAUACGCUAGUCAAUAGUCUUGCCGCGAAGCACGCCGCGCUCGCACACGCGCGUCAUGCCAUGCUACUCGCGCACGCAUUAACACAAUAUUAUGUACGCGAUCGACAACUCCCAGAAAUAUGUGGAGUCAUCGUUGGGGUGGGCUGUGGAGCGAGGCGAGGACUCUAGCUAUGACUCGGAGUGUGAGGACGAGAGCGCGCACAGGGCGGCCUCACGGACCCCCUCGGACACACUCGCCGCCGAGUUCGCGGAGUAUGUCACACUCACACCAACACCACCCAACCAGGCAAAGAUCGAGUUUGCCAUGAAGUUGGGUUACUCUGAGCGUUUGGCGCGGACGGCGCUGCAGCGGCUGGGCCCGGACCCGCCCUGCAACGAGCUGCUGGCGGAGCUGAUCAAGCUGGCCGCCAAGCAGCCGCCGCGCGCGCUGUCUCCCGCGCCGCCCGCCGAGCCCGAGCCGCCGCCCGAGCGGGGCGCGCUCAGGCACAUCGUCAUCGAUGGCAGCAAUGUCGCUAUGAGUCACGGCAACAAGGAGGUAUUUUCGUGCCGCGGCAUCGAGAUCUGCGUGGAGUGGUUCCGCGCGCGCGGCCACCGCGAGAUCACCGCCUUCGUGCCCAAGUGGCGCAAGGAGGCGUCGCGCCCCAACAACCCCAUCGCCGAGCGCGACGCGCUGGAGCGGCUCGAGCGCGAGCGCGUGCUCGUGUACACGCCCAGCCGGCUGCUCGGCGGCAAGCGGCUCGUCUGCUACGACGACCGCUACAUCCUGCGCCUCGCCGCCGAGACCGACGGCAUCGUCGUCUCCAACGAUAACUACCGCGACCUCGCCAGUGAAAAUCCAGAGUUUCGGAAAGUCGUAGAAGAGCGGCUGCUCAUGUACUCAUUCGUCAACGACCGUUUCAUGCCACCGGACGAUCCUCUUGGUCGCUCUGGACCUACGCUGGACGCGUUCCUGCGCGCGCCCGCCACUCGCGUGGAGCCUCCACCCGCCUGCCCUUACGGCCGCAAGUGCACGUACGGCAACAAGUGCAAGUUCCACCACCCCGAGCGCGCCGGCCGCCCGCAUAAGUCUGUCGCGGAGAAGCUUUCUGAGCGGGCCGCCAAGACCCUGCGAGCACGUGACUUACACACUGUGAGCCUACCGCCCGGCGGCCGCCCCGCUGAUGUUAAGCGGCAGCUCGCACGAGCUCAAUCCGCUGCUCCACGACUCGCAGAUCCUACGCUGGCGACGCACUUCGACCGCGCGCAAGUGGCAGGACCCUCGCAGCCGCCGCCGCCCGAUGUCAACACGCACCGUAAGCUGGCUCGCCAGCUCACGCUGAACCCGAGCUGCGACCCGCGGUUGCAAGCGCACUCGCUGGCGGCGCGCGUGGCUAGCGCGCCGGGCGGGGCGGGGGGCGCGGGCGGGGUGGCGGCGGCCAUGGCGGCCUACCCGGACGAGACGGACGCGCAGACCAUGUGCGCCAUCAUCCUGGCGCGCUACCGGCCCAGCGAGGCGCCGCCGCCGCGCGCUCCGCACUGA